AUGUAUUUGAUACUGUGUUUCAGGUUGGCGGCAGCGCAGGAGGCGGCGGGCGCGCAGGCUCGCGCGGCGCCAGCUGAUACCAUGGGCGGCGCGCACCAGCCCGCUACUCCAGGGCCCAGCUCACUCUUUAUAUUUGCCAACGAAAAUCCUAUUCGGAGGUAUACAAAGUUCAUCAUCGAGUGGCCGCCCUUCGAGUACGCGGUGCUGCUUACCAUCAUCGCCAACUGCGUGGUGCUGGCGCUGGAGGAGCAUUUGCCCAACGGCGAUAAGACCAUCUUAGCACAGAAUCUGGAAAAGACCGAGGCGUACUUUUUAGGAAUAUUUUGUGUAGAAGCCUCGUUAAAAAUUCUAGCAUUAGGUUUUGUUUUACACAGGGGAUCGUAUCUUAGAAACAUUUGGAAUAUUAUGGAUUUUUUCGUUGUAGUAACUGGUAUCAUCACGCAGCUGCCGAUCGCGCCACACGACGUCGACUUCAGGACCUUGCGUGCCAUUAGGGUGCUGAGGCCCCUUAAAUUAGUAUCGGGCGUUCCUAGUCUGCAAGUCGUAUUGAAAUCCAUCAUAAAGGCAAUGGCGCCGCUGCUGCAGAUUGGCCUCUUGGUGCUUUUCGCGAUAGUCAUCUUUGCCAUCAUUGGCCUCGAGUUCUACUCGGGGGCGCUGCAUAAAACUUGUUAUAAUUUAGAAGAUAUUAAUGAAGUACUAAACGAAGGAGAUAGUCCAACGCCGUGCAACGCAGACAACAUAACCCUGGCGCCGUACGGCGCGAACGUGUGCGAGUAUGAAAAGAGCACGUGUUUAGAAAAGUGGGAAGGGCCGAACAGGGGCAUCACGUCAUUCGAUAACAUCGGAUUUGCUAUGCUCACCGUCUUCCAGUGUAUUACAAUGGAGGGCUGGACUGCCAUCCUCUAUUGGACGAAUGACGCACUAGGUAGUGCGUUCAACUGGGUUUACUUUGUGCCUCUCAUAGUAUUGGGUUCAUUCUUCAUGCUCAACUUAGUUCUCGGUGUCCUUAGCGGUGAAUUCGCUAAAGAAAGAGAGAAAGUAGAAAAUAGACAAGAAUUUCUUAAGUUAAGAAGACAAGCGCAACUAGAAAAAGAACUCAAUGGUUACGUUGAGUGGAUAUGUAAAGCUGAGGAAGUAAUAUUAGCAGAAGAAAGAACAACAGAAGAAGUAAAAACGCACAUCAUUGAAGCACGAAGAAGAGCCGCGUCCAAGAAGAAGUUAAAAAACCUUGGUAAAAGUAAAAGUACAGAUACAGAAGAGGAAGAACAAGACGAAGAUUGCGGAGAUGACGGUUUUUUAAAAAGUAAGUCGCGUUCGGUCGGCAAGUGUGCAGACUUCUGGAGAGCCGAGAAGAGGUUACGUUUCUGGAUCAGGCACACGGUGAAGACUCAGUGGUUCUACUGGUUCGUUAUUGUAUUGGUGCUCUUCAACACUAUUUGCGUUGCCGUAGAACAUUACCAUCAACCACCAUGGUUGACUUCUUUUUUAUACUAUGCAGAAUUUGUAUUCUUGGGAUUAUUUAUGAUGGAAAUGUGGGUGAAAAUGUACGCGUUAGGGCCAAGAAUCUACUUCGAAUCUUCAUUCAACCGCUUCGACUGUGUCGUCAUUUCUGGCUCCAUUUUUGAAGUCGUUUGGUCUGAGGUUAAAGGUGGCUCCUUUGGUCUAUCUGUCCUGAGAGCUCUAAGACUGCUACGGAUAUUCAAGGUUACAAAAUAUUGGGCAUCGCUUCGGAACCUGGUGAUAUCCCUUCUAAACUCAAUGAGAUCUAUUAUCUCACUUCUGUUUCUUCUCUUCCUGUUUAUUCUAAUCUUUGCACUGCUCGGUAUGCAACUCUUUGGAGGACAGUUCAACUUCGAGGAAGGCACCCCGCCCACCAAUUUCAAUACCUUUCCGAUUGCAUUGCUAACUGUCUUCCAGAUCCUAACAGGUGAAGAUUGGAACGAAGUGAUGUAUGCCGGUAUUCAAUCUCAGGGGGGCAUCCAAAAGGGCAUGAUCUACUCGCUCUACUUUGUCAUCCUUGUGUUAUUCGGAAACUACACACUGCUGAAUGUGUUUCUUGCCAUCGCUGUUGACAAUUUAGCUAACGCCCAGGAACUGACAGCAGCUGAAGAGGAACAAGUCGAAGAAGAUAAAGAAAAACAGCACCAAAAAAAGAAAGAAGAUGCCAAAAAAGAAGAUGAAGAAGAGAUACCUGAUGGACCAAAACCAAUGCUGCCAUAUUCGUCCAUGUUUAUUUUGUCACCUACUAAUCCAAUUAGGCGAGGCGCACACUGGGUUGUAAAUUUAAGAUAUUUUGAUUUUUUUAUCAUGGUGGUUAUAUGUAUGAGUUCUGCGGCAUUAGCGGCCGAAGACCCUGUAGUCGAGAAGAGUGACAGGAAUAAAAUCCUGAACUAUUUCGACUACGCGUUCACGGGCGUGUUCACCGUAGAGAUGUUGUUGAAGAUAGUAGAUCUGGGUAUCCUGUUCCACCCGGGUGCGUACCUCCGCGACCUGUGGAACAUCAUGGAUGCUGCAGUCGUUAUUUGCGCCCUCGUCAGCUUCGGAUUCGAAAUCGGAGGCGUAAAUAGAGGGGCGGGACAGAAUUUGUCCACAAUAAAAUCGUUAAGAGUGUUACGAGUGCUUAGACCAUUAAAAACUAUAAAACGAGUUCCAAAGUUAAAAGCAGUGUUUGACUGUGUUGUGAACUCUUUGAAAAACGUCAUUAACAUUCUCAUUGUGUACAUAUUGUUUCAAUUCAUAUUCGCCGUAAUAGCGGUUCAACUUUUUAAUGGUAAAUUUUUUUACUGCAACGAUAUCAGUAAGAAUACUUAUGAAGACUGCCAAGGGAUGUAUUUCGAGUACGAGCCGCACAGCCUACUGCCGCGUGUCGUUCAUCGCACGUGGACGACGCAAUCCUUCCAUUACGAUAACGUCGCUGUAGCCAUGCUCACGCUGUUUGCAGUACAGACCGGAGAGGGGUGGCCACAAGUAUUACAAAAUUCAAUGGCCGCCACUUACGAAGACAGGGGACCCAUACAAAAUUUUCGAAUAGAAAUGUCCAUAUUUUAUAUAGUUUACUUCGUGGUGUUUCCUUUCUUCUUUGUUAAUAUAUUCGUAGCUCUGAUAAUUAUCACAUUUCAAGAACAGGGUGAAGCUGAACUGCAGGAUGGUGAAAUUGAUAAAAAUCAGAAAUCAUGUAUAGACUUCACGAUAGAAGCACGACCUUUAGAGAGGUACAUGCCAAGCAGAAGGACGAGUCUUAAGUAUAGAGUGUGGAAAUUAGUGGUUUCCUCGCCGUUCGAGUAUUUCAUCAUGACACUGAUCGUCCUCAACACAUUGUUACUCAUGAUGAAGUACUAUAAUCAAAAUGACAUCUACGCGGAUGUCCUCAAGUAUUCGAAUAUGGGGUUUACUGGAAUGUUUUCUGUGGAAACGGUGUUGAAAAUCAUCGCUUACGGUGUCAAAUUUCACGAGGCUCCACUGGCACUCAUGGAUAUGUUAACAGUCAUGAACAUCGUCUUUACGAUGUUCUUCCUACUCGAGACAAUAUUGAAGCUGAUCGCCUUCGGGUGUACGAAUUUUUUCAAAGAUCCUUGGAAUACAUUCGAUUUCAUCACGGUCAUUGGAAGCAUCAUUGACGCCCUUAUUAUGGAGUUUGGCGAAAACACAUUCAACGUCGGUUUCCUCCGCCUGUUUCGAGCCGCGCGACUGAUCAAGCUGCUGCGACAGGGCUAUACUAUUCGGAUACUGCUCUGGACAUUUGUGCAGAGUUUCAAAGCCUUACCCUACGUGUGCCUUCUCAUCGCGAUGCUCUUCUUCAUCUAUGCCAUCAUCGGGAUGCAGGUGUUUGGCAAUAUAGCAUUAAUAGCAGAGUCUGACAUGAAUAGACACAACAAUUUUCGAAGCUUCAUUCAAGCACUCAUGCUACUCUUCAGAUGCGCUACGGGAGAGUCUUGGCCCAACAUCAUGUUGGCUUGUCGAAAACCUGCAAAGUGCGACGUGGAAGCAGGCAAGGCCCCUGAUGAACAUUGUGGAAGUACACUCGCCUACGCUUACUUCGUAUCUUUUAUAUUCUUCUGUUCAUUUCUGAUGUUAAAUUUGUUUGUUGCCGUUAUUAUGGAUAAUUUUGACUACCUAACGAGGGACUCGUCCAUCCUCGGAGCACAUCAUCUUGAUGAGUUUGUUAGAAUAUGGGCGGAAUACGACCCAAACGCCACGGGGAAGAUCCAUUAUACAGAAAUGUAUGACAUGUUGAAGAACAUGGAUCCGCCUCUGGGGUUUGGUAAUAAAUGUCCCAAUAGACUAGCGUAUAAGAAGCUUAUUAGAAUGAAUAUGCCGCUAGACGAGGAGGGGAAAGUUAAUUUUACGACAACACUAUUUGCCUUAAUAAGAGAAAAUUUGAACAUCAAAAUGAGAUCUGCUGAUGAAAUGGACCAAGCAGAUGAGGAACUAAGGGAAACGAUAACCCAUAUUUGGCCACUACAAGCAAAGAAGAUGCUCGAUUUGUUGGUACCACGUAAUGAUGUUCUCAAUGCUGGGAAACUGACCGUUGGAAAAAUAUAUGCUGGACUUUUAAUACUUGAGAGUUGGAGAGCUGCUCAGCAGGGUGUUCCGAAGGCGUCGUUCUUUAACUGCUUGAUGGACGUGGCGGCGGGACUUGGACCUGGUUCCCGUGCCGGCUCGCUCAGCCAUGAGGGACAACCAUCCACCGGUGGAGAUGGACAUUCUGAUGACCCACACACUCUAGCUAACCUUGCGAGACGCAACAACAGAAAGUCUCUCAAGAACAAUAAAAAGGUAUUGGAAGUGCCAGGAUCGCAACAUGCGUCAAUGGAGUCCUUGGACGACGGAAGAUUACAAGCACCUCACACAUACCAAAAUGGCCACCACGGCAGAUCUUCCAGCUUAAGUGUCAUCGAAGAAGAAUCCAUUGAUCUCAAAGUUAUCGUAGUGAACAAUGACGAACGCCAAGUCCAAGAAGAAGAGGCCAAUACGGAGGUUAUCAUCACGAUAUCGGGUUCUCCGACACCGUCAGCAACGUCGUCGAGAUAUCCGACGGGCUUUAGGGUAAACCGUGGUGGAAGGUACAUGAAGGUAUUCCUGACAGCAGGGAAGGAGUGGAGGGCGCCGCACCCCACGACCAGCCUGAGCCAGCCCUCGCGGUCGCCCAGCCCGCCACACCACACCUACGGUGGUGAUCGGGAUCGCGAACGAGACCGCGAAUGGCGGGAAUGGCGCGACCGGUCGUGGGAACGGGAAGGUGCCAGGAGGGGUCGCGGCCGGCAGCUGCCUCCGACGCCCACCAAGCCGUCCACGCUACAGGUCAAGCAGCAGCCACCCUUCACGAGAAUCAGCCACAGUCCCUCGCACUUGUCACUCAGGCACACCGUUAGAGAACCGGUGGAACCUCAACACGACGAGUACGAGUAUGGCCGAGAAGUUGAAAGACUGAUACACCGAGAUUAUAGAUCUAGGGAGAGACGCGAGCGAGGUUACGACGCAGAGUGGGGUGGCGGGCGAUCGUACGAGGCGCCGCUGUCGUACGAAGCGGCGCUGGCGCUAGGACGAGGCGGAGGCUCGCGGGCCCUGCCAUCGCCAGCGCCGGCGCCGCGCAUGCCAAACGGGUACAAGCCGCGCGCACGCCAUUCGGACUCGGACGAGGACGACUGGUGCUAG
Molecule: messenger RNA, 5655 nt
Organism: Arctia plantaginis
Lineage: Eukaryota; Metazoa; Arthropoda; Insecta; Lepidoptera; Erebidae
Source: the annotation of a GenBank genome assembly